AUGAAUUCCAUCCCAAUCGAUCUCUUUCACGAGAUCUUCACGAGACUGCCUGCGAAGUCAAUCGGGAAGUUUUGUUGCGUUUCGAAGCAAUGGGCGUCCAUACUUGACCGUCAAGAUUUCACCGAAUUGUUUCUGACCAGGUCCUCGACCCGUCCACGUCUCUUAUUUGCUGUCCAACGAGACGGUGAGUGGCUCUUCUUCUCGUCGCCUCAAACUCAGAAUCCGUAUGAGAAGUCGUCUCUUGCACUAGCUGCCGAUUUUCAUAUAAAGUUCCGUUUGGACGAAGGCCACUACAGAUGUGAGUAUACUUCUGGUUUGAUCUAUCUCUCUGGUACGAAGGGCCAAGUGAUAUGCAAUCCUAUCACAGGACAACAUGCGAUAUUACCUAAAGCGGACAGAGAGUUGCGAAGUUUUUUAGGGUUUGAUCCGAUUGACAAGCAAUACAAGGUAUUGCUUAUCAAUAAAAUAGGUGAUGGUGAAAGGGCUUAUCAUAUUCUGACACUAGGAAGUGGAAUAAUGAGAAGGAUAUGCAUCAAUGAGGUUUUGUAUUACUUAGCUGGACUACCUGAUGAAAGGUAUAAGUACGGUAGUGUAGGUGUGGUAGUUUGCUUUAAUGUUAGGUCUGAGAAAUUCACGUUUAUUGAUGGAGAGUGA
Camelina sativa (false flax) is the source of this 654-nucleotide messenger RNA. Lineage: Eukaryota; Viridiplantae; Streptophyta; Magnoliopsida; Brassicales; Brassicaceae. The record is from RefSeq and is a predicted model, not a curated record.